Molecule: messenger RNA, 1370 nt
Organism: Condylostylus longicornis
Lineage: Eukaryota; Metazoa; Arthropoda; Insecta; Diptera; Dolichopodidae
Gene: tfc
Exons: 5
Coding region: 37-966 (309 amino acids)
Biological process (GO): biological process involved in interspecies interaction between organisms
Cellular component (GO): external side of plasma membrane
Molecular function (GO): carbohydrate binding
Source: RefSeq, a predicted model, not a curated record
AUUACAAAAUAAGCAAAAAAAAAAUAUAUAGAAAAAAUGGCUCGUGUAUUCAUUAUCAUUUUAUUUUUUUCGGUUGUUAUUGCACAAAAAAAUAGUUUAAAUAGUUCAACUGCUACAAAAUUAUUAACAGAAGCAACAGACUUAGAUCCAGCUGAAAUUGAAAGACAAAAUCGUAUUACACAACAAAUUUUUGCAAAUUAUAUUGAACGAAGAUUAUUUCCACAUAGAAAAGCACAACAAAAAGUACCAACAAUUGAAGAAAUUUUACCACCAUCCAUAACACAAUCUCCAAAAAGACUGAAUCAAAGGCCAACAAGGCGUAAUCAUUUAAAAAAUUUAAGACGACCAAAGAAUGAUGAACCAGCAGCACAUGAUGAACCAGCUGAAGUAUUUGAUGAUAAAGGUGGAGAUGAAGAAGCCUUACAAAGUGUUGAAUCAAAACAACAUGAUCAAUAUUAUGAUGAAUUUGGAACUGAUCCAUCAGAGAAUGAGAUUCGUGGUGAUGAUUGUCCAAAUUGUGUAGAUGAAACACAGUAUUCAAAUAAAUGGACGAUGCCAUUACUAAAGCUUGGUGAAAAAAGAUACUAUCUUGGAAUCUUCUUCAAGGCGAAUUGGUUUAAGGCUGCCCAGUAUUGUAGAUACCAUGGUAUGCAUUUAUCUAGUAUAUCAUCACAGGAAGAAAACGAUAGACUGGAGAAAUAUAUUAGAGAUUUUGGACUUGGACAUGAACAUUUUUGGACAUCUGGUACAGAUUUAGCUGAUGAAGGUAAUUUCUUUUGGAUGGCAAAUGGACGACCAAUUACAUUUACAAAUUGGAAUGCUGGUGAACCAAAUAAUUUCCGUUAUGAAAAUGGUGAAGAAGAAAAUUGUUUAGAAUUAUGGAAUCGUGAUGGAAAAGGAUUAAAAUGGAAUGAUUCACCAUGUAGUUUUGAAACAUAUUUUGUCUGUGAAGUACAAUCACAAUAAAAGUAAACAGCAAAACAAAAAGAAAAUUUGUAUAACGACGACAUUUUUUUUUUUUAAAUAAUACGACGAAAUUUUUCUAAAUUUCUUAUUUUUUUUUUUUCAUAAAAUAUCAAAAGAAUUCAUUAAAAUAUCCUUAAAAUAAAUAAGUAAUUAAUAGGGAUGCAAUACAUAUAUACUUAUAUACUAUAGGAAUGUUAUGUGUAUUGAUAUAUGUAUGUGUAUGUGUAAGUAAAUCGCAAAAUACAUAUACUUAUAUAGGAAUUUUUAUUAUGUGUAUAGUUGUAUAUUCGUUUUUUCAUAUUCUGUGUAUAUAAAGGAAUAAAAUCGUAUUUUCUUCUUUAAAAUAAUUAAAAAAUAAAAAUUAAAAAAAAAAAAUUAAGAAAAAAAUUAAACAAAUCCUUAGA